GAGGGAAGAGUUCGUAGUUGCCAUGGGCCGAGCCGACGUGCAUCCAGUUAAGCCCAAGCAAAUGAUCCAUGGGCACCUGAUCAGCAGCAGACACGUGGACUCAUAAGAGAACUGGUGGCGCCUCCCCCACCGCCAGUAGCCGCAGUCCUUCGCCCACGCCGCUCCACGCUGGUCUGCCAGUGUGUCGUCUUCCACUCUCUCUUCUCUUUCCCCUCUGCUUUCGGGGUUCUAUGUCGCCACCCGAGCAACGGCCAAUUCCCCAGCCUCCUCCUCCGCCUCCUCGCUGUUGCUCCAACGGUCACAUAACAUCCGCUUCGAGAUAUCAUUCUCUCUCGUACGCAUACAUAUACGUACAGAUAUAUUUCUUUACUUCCAACAAAGGAAACCGCCUGCUUUAUUUAACGCUCUCGGCUCUCGGAGCCCCCUUUCCUCUUUCAAAAGCAGCUCAGACCAUCGACUUUUUAGCGGAUAGCAGCUGUGACAGUCACUAAUAACGCUUCUCUUCGUUCCUCUUCGCCCGCAUUUAAUGGCAAAUGCGUCCUUCUUUCUUCUUAUUCUCCUUAUUUGGUCUCCACGGGGCGAUUGUCUGAGGGAGCAGGCGAAGGACGCGGUGGCCACCGGUGGGGAGCUGUGGUGCGUGGCGAAGAACAACGCGGAGGACUCGGCGUUGCAGUCGGCGCUGGACUGGGCUUGCGGGCCCGGCGGGGCCGACUGCCGCCCCAUCCAGCAGGGCGGCGCCUGCUACCAGCCCGAGGACAUCCAGUCCCACGCCUCCUUCGCCUUCAACGACUACUUCCUCCGCAACGGCCUCGCCGCCUCCGCCUGCGAUUUCUCGGGCACCGCCGCCCUCACCUCCCUCAACCCCGGUCAGGGUAGCUGCGUCUUUCCUUCAAGCUCAUCAUCAAGAAAUGGGAGCUUCGGUGGAUCGGCGACAUCCAGCUUAGGGCCAGCAGCGUCCGACAUGAGCGGAGUUUCUCCUCUGCGGCUGAGAACAUGGAGUCUGGCGUCGACAGUAGUGAGCCUGGCUUUAGCUACCGCCGGUGGCAUGGUCCUCUGGUAGUGCAACCUGUGCGAGAUUAAAUGGAGUCGGGCGACGUGUUGCUGGGGGAACGGUUGCGCAGACGGGGGCAGUGAUUUGUAUGUCAAUGACGCUGUUGAGUGUAUAGACUAUUUCCAAGCCAAUUCAUGCGCUCUGCUUUCCUUCCUGAUUCGCUUAGCUGUAACGAUAGAGAAUGUGAUGGAGUAUGUCGUUUACUUGAGGUAUCGAUUUGAUGAUGGCACUGAAGGCUGCACAUGAGAUCAA
This is a messenger RNA of Musa acuminata subsp. malaccensis (wild Malaysian banana), 1303 nucleotides long. RefSeq names its product PLASMODESMATA CALLOSE-BINDING PROTEIN 5-like. Lineage: Eukaryota; Viridiplantae; Streptophyta; Magnoliopsida; Zingiberales; Musaceae. The record is from RefSeq and is a predicted model, not a curated record.